Seriola dumerili (greater amberjack) is the source of this 990-nucleotide messenger RNA. It is a transcript of the gene vsig8a, whose product is annotated as coxsackievirus and adenovirus receptor homolog. The record is from RefSeq and is a predicted model, not a curated record. Bases 1 to 990 code for a protein of 329 amino acids. Lineage: Eukaryota; Metazoa; Chordata; Actinopteri; Carangiformes; Carangidae. The transcript has 6 exons.
AUGCAGGUGACAUCCACGGGCCCACAGACCAUCCAGACGGCUGAGGGAGAGGGCGUGACAUUGGGCUGCAGGUACACGCCGGGCACCCUUGACACCGGAGAACUUGACAUCGAGUGGUCUAUGCUCAGUCCAGACACCACACAGAAAGAUCAGAUGCUGAUGUCCUAUAGCAGUGGCACUAAAUAUCUCCAUGGGAACCACGCUCUCGCAAAAGGGCUCAGCUUCACUGCUCACGACCCCUCGAUGGGUGACGCCUCACUCUCAAUCGCUCUGCUGUCACCUGCUCACAGUGCAACAUACCAGUGUAAAGUGAAGAAAUCACCUGGAGUCGACAUGCGCAAGGUGUCACUGGUGGUAAUGGUGAAGCCGUCUGCGCCUAAGUGCUGGGUGGAGGGAGGGGAGCUGGUUGGCGAGGCUGUGGCGCUGCACUGCCAGUCUGCAAAAGGCUCCACUCCCUUAAAAUACACGUGGAGGAGGGAAAGCGCAGGCCCCAUCCCUGCUACAGCCACACAGAACAGUGUGACUGGGGAGCUGAAAAUCAGCAACCACUCGCAGAGCUUUGCAGGAAUCUACCGUUGUGAGGUGAACAAUGCUGUUGGAACUGAACACUGCAUGAUCAACCUGAGAGCGAAUAAACCUCCAAACAGAGCAGCUGUGAUAGUCGGCACCGUCGUGGGCUCUCUGCUCCUCAUCAUCAUCCUGCUGGUAAUAAUUGGACUUCUUUACUGGAAGCUGAGCAACAGAUAUCACUAUGACAAGGAGUUCUCCAAUGAGAUCAGGGAGGAUGUUCCGCCUCCUGAGAGCCGCCCGGUCAGUCGCCACACGAGCCGGAGCACCAAUCAGCACCCACAGGUGACUUACUGUCAGGUGGGUGGGACCGAAGGGAGCUCUUUCAGCGAAGGAUGUGCACACCCCCGCUCGAGCAACAGCUGUACACCAGUCAAAUGCACACCAGUAGAAUAUGACAGCAAGUAUGGCUACGCAGUGUGA